AUGGAAUCUAGCGAUCAAGGCGCGCUCAUUGCUCAGGGAGCAGAGGCGCGUGUGACACGCAUACUCUACCUGGGCCGCAACGCGGUGCUUAAAACUCGACUUUCAAAGCCGUACCGCCACCCUGAGCUGGACGAAGCUCUGAACGGCAAGCGAAUCGUUGCGGAGUGUCGCGCUGUAGCCCGGCUGAGGCGCCACGGCAUAUACGUGCCGCUGGUAUACCUGGUGGAUGUGAAGAAUCGUCAGAUAGUGUACGAGUUCAUAAGGGGUCAGACCGUGCUGGACGCGCUCAAGGAAUCCCAUCAGGACGUAUGUGAAGACAUAUUGAAGCGGGUCGGCAUCGCAGUUGCGAAAAUGCACGACGUAAACAUCGUGCACGGCGACCUGACGACGAGGAACAUGCUUCGCACUGAGAGUGGCAAAAUUUGUCUAAUCGACUUCGGGCUCAGUUACGUGUCCACACUUGCAGAGGACAAGGGGGUUGACCUGUACGUGUUGGAGCGAUGCUGCGACGCCAAUGAGUUCGAGCUGUUCCUGAAAGCCUACAAGGCACAAAGCAGGUCCGCGGCAGCCACUAUAGCCAAGCUGGCUGAGGUUCGCCUGCGCGGGCGUAAGCGAGACCAAUCGGGGUGA
Babesia ovata is the source of this 630-nucleotide messenger RNA. Its product is annotated as TP53-regulating kinase. The coding region runs from base 1 to 630 and encodes 209 amino acids. NCBI's taxonomy places the organism in Eukaryota, Apicomplexa, Aconoidasida, Piroplasmida, Babesiidae. The transcript is spliced from 4 exons. Gene Ontology annotation, molecular function: ATP binding; protein serine/threonine kinase activity. Gene Ontology annotation, biological process: protein phosphorylation. The record is from RefSeq and is a predicted model, not a curated record. Gene Ontology annotation, cellular component: EKC/KEOPS complex; nucleus; cytosol.